UUCAGCUUUAAGCUAUCGCCUUCCACUGCACUGCGCACGCGCAGGCACCACGCAGUCGCUGACAGUUGAUCGCGACGCGCGCACGAUACACGCGCGGCGAUUGUGUUGUGUUUUGAAUAAGGAAUUGGGAUUUUGGCGAUUAAACAGCAAUGGCGACUGUGCUCGUGAAUUCGACACAAAGUGUGCUAAAAGACACAUACGAAUACUAUUUGUGGACUUUAUCACUUUCAGACAGCCGGACAAAAGGAUGGCCGCUGGUGGACUCCCCUCUCCCCACAGUAGUUUACACGCUUCUUUACCUUUUUAUAGUCUGGAUAGGACCUAAGUUUAUGAAAAACCGGGAACCAUUCAAGUUGACAUGGUUGCUAGUCCCUUAUAAUCUAGCUAUGGCCAUAUUAAAUGCAUAUAUAGCUCUUAGACUACUGACCGCUUCGUUCAGAUUAAGAUAUAGCUAUAUCUGCGAGCCGUGCCGGCAGAAUUAUGACCCUGAUGAGUUGCAGAUAGCAGACGCUGUCUGGUGGUACUACUUCUCCAAACUCUUGGAGUUCUGCGACACGUUCUUCUUCAUCCUGAGGAAGAAGGACGAACAGUUGACAUUCCUGCACGUGUACCAUCAUUCCACUAUGUUUUCCUUCUGGUGGAUCGGGAUCAAGUGGGUGCCGAGUGGGUCAACAUUCCUGCCCGCUAUGGUCAACAGUGGCAUCCACGUGCUGAUGUACACCUACUAUGGGCUCUCCGUCUUCGGACCUACAGUCAGCAAGUACCUGUGGUGGAAGAAAUACCUUACUAUCAUGCAGUUGAUCCAGUUCACUUGUGCCCUAAUUCUGGGUGUCAACGGUAUCCGAACGGGCUGCGAAUUUCCCCUGUGGAUGCAUUACGUCCUCAUACUGUACAUGAUCUCCUUCAUCGUCCUGUUUGGAAACUUCUACAUGAAGGCUUACAUUGCCAAGGGUAGUGGAUGCAUGGAAGUGCGUUACGGCCAGUGCCUUGACGACGAGGAAACCAUCGCCAAAAGAAAACUGAAAGCCAAUUAGUAUCUUUAUAGAUAAUUUAUUUAUUCAACCAUUAGUCUAAGGGAUGUAUCUUGUAGCUCUCUACGUAGUUUUUGAUUAAAUAAAUGUUAUGUUUGGGA
Messenger RNA from Plodia interpunctella (Indianmeal moth), 1132 nucleotides. Its product is annotated as very long chain fatty acid elongase 4-like. The coding region runs from base 150 to 1034 and encodes 294 amino acids. Gene Ontology annotation, molecular function: fatty acid elongase activity. Gene Ontology annotation, biological process: very long-chain fatty acid biosynthetic process; fatty acid elongation, polyunsaturated fatty acid; fatty acid elongation, saturated fatty acid. The record is from RefSeq and is a predicted model, not a curated record. The transcript has 7 exons. NCBI's taxonomy places the organism in Eukaryota, Metazoa, Arthropoda, Insecta, Lepidoptera, Pyralidae. Gene Ontology annotation, cellular component: endoplasmic reticulum membrane.